Molecule: messenger RNA, 358 nt
Organism: Staurois parvus
Lineage: Eukaryota; Metazoa; Chordata; Amphibia; Anura; Ranidae
Source: the annotation of a GenBank genome assembly
CACCGAUCACAGAAAGAGCCGAAGAUGUCAGCUCGGUCAUGUGAUCAGCUGUGCCCAAUCACAGCUGAUCACAUGGCACUGAUGAUCAGUGUGCCCUGAUGAUCAGUGUGGCCCCAGAAGUGCCACCUGUCAGUGUCCAUCAGUGCCAGCAGUCAGUGCUCAUCAGUGCCACGUGCCAGUGCCCAUCAGUGCCACAUCAAUGCCACAUAUCAGUGCCCAUCUGAUCUGCCUUUCAAUGUCACCCAUCAGUGCCAGUCAGUGCCACCUAUCAAUGCCAAUCAGUGCUGCCAAGCAGUGCCACCUCAGUGCCAGUCAGUGCUGCCUAUCAGUGCCAUAUAUCAGUGUCAUCCAUCAGUGA